AGCUCCUCACGAGUCCUUACUGAAUCCAAGUUAUUUGUUUGUGGAAGUUUCAAUUUUGCAGAUUAUCAGUCAAAAUCCUCGGAAAGCGGGAAAAACACCGCAAUGGACGCGGACUACCAGGCAGGCAGUGGCCGCGUGCUGCGCCACUUCGCCGGCAUCGCGUCGCCCGACGAGAAGAAGAGCGACUGGAUGCAGCGCUCCAUGGGCGUGCGGCGCUCCUCCGGCUCGUCGUCAGUGGCCAGCGCUUCGGGUCCGUGCUCGGUGCCGCGGCCAAGCCAGCGGCCGGUCAAAGUGUUCGAUGACUUUGUGCUGGACAACCAGACGGAGAGCAGUGACCGCAGCAGCGAGCUGAGUGCCGAACCGAUUGAGCCCAGAUCGUACGCGAUGAGCUUCUCGCCGCCGCAUCGUAGUCCCAAGAAGACAAACAAGGUACCGAGGCUCCAGAGCUCCAGAACAGAGCCGACAGGGAGCUAUAGACAAACCGAACCCGCUGAGGAGGCAACGGACUCUCCCGUACCGGCGUCCGUGGAGUUUUUGAUGAGUCGAAUUCCAGAGGAGGAGGAGAGAGAGCUCAACACGAAAUCUGACGGGGAGAAGACGUAUUUUUACAAAAAGAGGUACACAGACACGUACGAGCACGCGGUUGCGCUGCUGAAGCAUGCAGCAGCAUUAGAGCGCGAACGGAAAGAUAAACAGUCGGAUCUCGAGUACUUGAGGUCGACCAUCAGGACUCAGACGCAGAUCAUCAACACAAUGAGCGAUAACCAAAAUAUGAACGACCCAGCGGGCUACCAGCAGGAGAAAAAGAUACAAGCAUUGUGCCGAGAAGUCACUGGACUCGUGAUGCAGCUGAAUGAACGUGAUACACUCAUCAAUAGUCUCCACGAAGAACGAGAUCGAUCAGCAAAGGUGAUUAAUGAGCUCAAAAUAUCACAGGGCCUCACCUCCAGCAAUGUGAGUGAAUCGAUGCGAUCUAUCGGCGAGUUUCGUGACAUGGAGCUGAAGUUGGAGGCUGCUUUACGUGACAAACGGGAAGCUCUUGAACGCGAGGAUAAAAUGGCUACACAGCUGAAAGAUCUGCAGCUAUCGUACGAGAAGUGUGAGGCGGCACGGUCAACACUAUCCGACGGCCUUGAUCGAGCUGAACAGCAGACGACAGCGCUACACGCUCAAUGGACUCAGGAAAAGAAGGAAUUGCUCUUUUCAGUGAAGAAGGAUGACCAGAAGUCGGCGAAAAUUGUUGCUGAAUGUGAGCGACUGCGAAGGGAGAACGAAACUCUGAAGAUUUCUCUACACCAGGCUGCAGAGAACGAGAGGAAGCAUCAAUUGAUGAUGACGAGCGAGCGACUGGCUGCUACCAAGGCUCAGACUCAGAUUGCGAAACUGAAAUCCGAACUGAAUGAGCUGCGACCCCAAUUAAGUGUGCUUAGCGAGAAGAAGGAAAGGAUACGUACAUUAGAAAACGAUCUGUCUGGAACCAGGGAGAAGCUUCGACGCUGUUUAUUACGCGUGGAUGAACUCGAGGAGAAGCUUGACCAGAGAGAAGAAGAGAUGCAAGCUGAGAAGAUGCAAUUCCAGGAGCGCGCUGCUUUCUUGGAGCAAAGAGUGUUUGAUUCCGAAGCAGUCCGACGAAGCCUCCAUAAUAAGGUGAUGGAACUGAAAGGAAACAUCCGCGUUUUCUGUCGAGUCCGGCCGGUUCUGCAGAACGAACUUGCAAGCUCAAGGAGUGAAGAGAUCUUUGCUUUUCCCGACUACCGCAGCGAACGGCGGCAGAUCGAGCUUAGCGCGAACCCAAAGUCCCAUGUUGGGUAUGGUCAGAACGGAUUGAGAAGCGUUGUCAAGAAGUACAACUUCGACUUCGAUCUGGUUUUUGACAGCAAAUGUUCGCAAGAAGAUGUUUUCUUGGAGGUUUCUGCGCUGAUCCAGUCUGCGUUGGACGGAUACAACGUGUGCAUUUUUGCCUACGGACAAACCGGGUAAGUGAUGUGCUGGUCAUUUGAAGCAGCUUUUGGUUUCUAACUGGCAAACUUCGCGGCUUGUAGCUCUGGGAAAACGUAUACGAUGCAGGGAAGGGAAGAGUUAGCUAAUUCCAAGUUGAUGGAGCCAUCACCAGACAUGGGAAUCGUUGGUCGAGCGAUUUCUCACAUCUUUGCGAGCAUAGAAGAUUUACGGACAAGCGGAUGGGAAUUUACUGCUAGUCUAGAAUUGGUCGAGAUUUACAACGAAACCCUUCGUGAUUUGCUCGCUCCUAUUGAGGUAAGCCCCUCACUACGACCGCGACAAUUUUGUUCAUUGCUGACUGCCAUGUAAAUAUUGCAGUCCACAGAUAAGAUCGAUCUCCGUCUGGACAGUGAUGGCAAGAUUGCUGUGGUGAAUUCAGUCACCCAAAAGGUUCAGGACGAGCAGGAGGCGUGGAGCUUACUACGGGGAGCAAUGUCCCGGAGGUCUACUAAAUCCACCAAAAUGAACGACCGAUCCUCUCGAAGCCAUUGCGUCAUCACAUUUAGAUUGAACGGCGUGAAUUCGCUAACUGGGGAACAGCGAACAGGGGUCAGCAACCUUGUCGACUUGGCGGUACGUUUCCGUUAUCUACAUUUUCUUUGUUGCUCGAAAACCGAGAAAACUGAAUCAACACCGCAUUGCAGGGAUCCGAACGUUUGUCAAAGUCGGGAAGUGAUAGCAACAGGGAACUUCUGAAGGAGGCGACGUCAAUCAACAAGAGUCUGUCGGCAUUGGGCAACGUAAUAUGUGCUCUCGCGAAAAAGUCGACACACGUCCCUUUCCGUGACUCGAAGCUGACCCACUUUUUGAGCUCCUCGCUUGGUGGAGACAGCAAGACGCUUAUGAUCUGCAAUCUCUCACCACUAGGAGAGCACCGUGACGAAACGCUCAAUUCGCUACGUUUCGCUAAGAUGGUGAAUUCUUGUGAGAUUGCCUUCCCGUCAACGGUAUCUGGCCGGUCGUAGAUGCUAGUGAGGAUGGUUCGACACAUUCUGUUCAUAGACGAAUUUGCCUUGGGUGACAAUCAUUGAUUUUUUAAGGGGUUUACUACCGGCAUCGCCACCACCAACUUAAGUACUCCAUUCCGUCAAAACAGGAUACUCGACUACACUUAUACUCGUUGCCGCAUUUUCCGACGAGAAUGGUAGCUAGCCACAGGUUCCCGUCUCCCCCCAAAUCCAAUUUCAUUACGUUUACUU
This is a messenger RNA of Phytophthora nicotianae INRA-310, 3200 nucleotides long. RefSeq lists its product as hypothetical. The transcript has 7 exons. Gene Ontology annotation, biological process: microtubule-based movement. Gene Ontology annotation, molecular function: microtubule binding; microtubule motor activity; ATP binding. Lineage: Eukaryota; Oomycota; Peronosporomycetes; Peronosporales; Peronosporaceae. Bases 103 to 1980 code for a protein of 625 amino acids. The record is from RefSeq and is a predicted model, not a curated record.